Molecule: messenger RNA, 3200 nt
Organism: Cicer arietinum (chickpea)
Lineage: Eukaryota; Viridiplantae; Streptophyta; Magnoliopsida; Fabales; Fabaceae
Product: serine/threonine receptor-like kinase NFP
Biological process (GO): protein phosphorylation
Molecular function (GO): ATP binding; protein kinase activity
Source: RefSeq, a predicted model, not a curated record
GAGCGUAGAUAGACCUUUGACUUUGCUGUGUAGCGAAAUAUGCUAGCACAUUGACAACAUUAUGGUUGAUUUCGCUGCAACUUUGCUUUUGGUUGAGGAGCACGGAGGAGUGAUAUGGGAAAGGAUAUGACAUACAUUUCAUUUGAGGCAGGGAGUUGUUUCAUUUUUCAGCUGUAGAUGAUGAGAAUUAUCUAUACUAAAAUAACUCAAGCUGUGAUCAGUGGGCAUAUUAAUAUUGUCUGACAAAUCUAAUCAGUGCUUUUCAAACAUUUUUUUUUUGAAAAAAUUACUUAAAAGAGUUUUUUAUUUUGUACAUUUUUGUAUAGUUUAACAUUUUGCUCUUGAUCUCUCACUAUAUUUUAUUGAGAGAGCAUCUUUUAUGUGAGAGAUAGAGAGGAGUAAAUGAUGAUAAUUUGAUUAAACCAUGGAUUGUUUAUUGAGUCAGACUGCUACUUGAGAAUUAGAGGGGAGAAGGGCACAAGAUUUUGGGAUGGAGAUCAGGGUCAAGAUGGAGUCAACUUUCUACUACUAUAGGCUUAUUGAGUUGGUGGUGUGUUUACUUUGUUAAGUACUAGAAAUAAAUUUAGCAUGAUGUAGAAAUCUUAAAUUUCGCUCCUUAAAAAUCGUGCGGAGGUUUCAAAUUAUUUGGUGUUUAGGUUUGGUCUGUAGCCUAUCUAGUUGUCGUGAUCCCAAGUUAAAAUUGGUAGCAAAGACAAUUAGCCGUCCUAAGAUGGAUUUGGCACUAGUAGAAUACUCAAGCAAAUUACACUCUUAGCUGAAACGUUAAAAGUAAAAUCCAGUAUAGAAUUUUUACUGCAAUUCCAUUCGUGUGCAUGAAUCGCAUACCGACAAAUAUCCAAUGUGUCAAGAAAUAUGAAAGUAACACAAGAAAAAAAAAGGUUAAAGCUAUAGACAAAAUCUCCAGCUGAUUUUAAUAAUCCACAAACUAUUUUACUAACAAUACUGAAUCUGAUUGUCACUAAUUACAUAUUUCCUUUUCUCUUCUUUCACGCCUUUCAUCUGUUCACCACCUUUUGACAACAAUGGUUUCUUCCUUCCUUCCAUCUCACACUCUAUUUUUUGCACUCAUGUUCUUUUCUGCCACCCAUAUCCUACUUCAAUUGCCACAAAUCAAUGGAACAAACUUCUCACACCCUUUGAAUUCCCCUCCUUCCUGUCACACAUAUGCUGCAUACCAUGCUCACUCUCCAAAUUUCUUAACCCUCACAAGCAUAUCCGAUAUAUUUGACACCAGUCCUCUAUCCAUUGCAAGAGCAAGUAACAUAAAAGAUGAAAAUAAAGAACUAAUUCCAGGCCAACUUUUACUGGUACCUAUAACUUGUGCUUGCAGUGGAAAUGGAAACUACUCUUCUGCUAAUAUCUCACACUUCAUCAAACAAGGUGAAAGUUACUACUAUCUUUCAACCAUUUCAUUUCAGAAUCUCACUAAUUGGCAAACAGUAGAAGAUUCAAACCCCAACCUGAAUCCAUAUUUGUUGAAAUUAGGCACCAAAAUAGUCAUCCCUUUGUUAUGUAAAUGCCCUUCAAACUAUCAGUUUGAAAAAGGGAUAGAAUAUGUGAUUACUUAUGUGUGGCAGCCUAAUGACAAUGUUACCCUUGUAGCUUCCAAGUUUGGUGCAUUACCACAUGACAUAAUCACUGCAAAUGCAAACAACUUUGGUCAGAACUUCACUACUGCAACCAAUCUUCCAGUUUUUAUCCCAGUGACAAAUUUACCAGUUAUUUCUCAAUCAUACUACUAUUCAAGUGAAAGAAAGAGAAGCAAUCAUUUUCCUAUUAUCAUUGCCAUUGGUAUGAGUCUAGUAUGCACUCUUUUGAUUUCAUUAUCAUUAAUGGUUUGUGUUUAUUGUUGGAGGAAGAGAAAGGCUUGUGAGAAUAGGUGUGUGCCUUCUGUGGAGAUAGCAAAUAAGUUAAUUUCUGAAAUUUCAAACUAUGUAAGUAAGCCAAAAGUGUAUCAAGUUGAUAUAAUUAUGGAAGCUACCAUGAACCUCAACGAACAGUGUAAGAUAGGUGAAUCAGUAUACAAAGGUAAAAUAGAUGGUUUAGUUUUAGCUGUGAAAAAUGUUAAGGAGAAGGUCACAGUCACAGAAGAAUUGAUGAUUCUACAGAAAGUAAAUCAUACAAAUCUGGUGAAACUAAUAGGUGUCUCUUCAGGAUAUGAUGGAAACCAUUUCCUUGUAUAUGAAUAUGCUGAAAAUGGGUCUCUUUAUAAUUGGUUGUUCUCUGAGUUUUCCACUUCUUCAAGCUCAGGAGUUUUCCUCACUUGGAGUCAGAGGUUAAGCAUAGCGGUCGAUGUUGCGAUGGGUCUGCAAUACAUGCAUGAACACACACAACCAAGGAUAGUCCAUAGGGACAUCACAUCAAGUAACAUCCUUCUUAACUCAAACUUUAAGGCCAAGAUAGCGAAUUUUUCGGCUGCAAGAACUACAAAGGAUCCUAUGAUAACAAAAGUUGAUGUAUUUGCUUAUGGGGUGGUUCUGUUGGAAUUACUGACAGGAAAGAAGUCGUUGUCAUAUAGUGAAAAUGGUGAGGUGAAUAUGUCGUGGAAAGAUAUUAGGGAGAUUUUUGAUAUAGAAGAGAAGAGAGAUGAAAGGCUUAGAAGAUGGAUAGAUCCUUUGUUAGGGAGGUUUUUUAAUGUUGUUGAAGUUCUUAGCUUGGCCUCUAUAGCAGUGAAUUGCACUAAAGAACAACCUUUGUCAAGACCAACUAUGGGAGAAGUUGUUCUUAGCCUUUCUCUUCUCACUCAACACUCUACUACCACAUUAGAAAGAUCAUGGAAUUUUGGAUUAGAUCUAGAGGAUACUGGAAUGGUUACUCCCAUCACAGCUCGUUGAUUAAGUGAAUGUUUUUUUUCAACGGCUAAGGUUAGUAAUUAGUAUUGUUAAUAUUUUACGGAAGAUUAUGAUCAACCCCACAACUUCUUUAAAACUCCACUCUUUAGCUCCCACACUCAAGCCAUCAAGCGAACCUUAUAUCCCCUAUUAUUUAAGUGAAUGUUGAUUCAGUAUCUCAAAUUUAAAUUAGGUGUUUGUUUGUGCCUUACUUAGUAGAUUGCCAUGUAAAUACACAUAAGUCUUACACUAUUUUCUGUUAAUGUUUUUCCAUAUUUGUGCUGGAGCACAUACUGUUUACUAGUUUGCUUAUAUUAUGAUCAAUAAGAGAAGUGGUGUACAUAUAAA